Messenger RNA from Silurus meridionalis, 1891 nucleotides. It is a transcript of the gene siae, whose product is annotated as sialic acid acetylesterase. Gene Ontology annotation, molecular function: sialate O-acetylesterase activity. The coding region runs from base 98 to 1666 and encodes 522 amino acids. Gene Ontology annotation, biological process: carbohydrate metabolic process. The record is from RefSeq and is a predicted model, not a curated record. Lineage: Eukaryota; Metazoa; Chordata; Actinopteri; Siluriformes; Siluridae. The transcript has 10 exons.
CACACUUCCGGGUUUGACCUUCGCUCCGCCUACAAGACUCUCACGUGAAAGUCAUGUGACUUUGGCAGCACUUCCUGGUUGUGAGGCUUCUACAGAAAUGCAGGCUGAAGUUGCAUUCGUAGUGAUUUUAAGCGUUUUUGUUGAAUUAUGCGUAGGUUCUGAAUUUCGCUUUGCGUCGUAUUAUGGAGAUCAUAUGGUCCUGCAGAAAGCUCCAGAGCAAGCCAUGGUUUGGGGGUAUGGCACAGCUGGAGAUGAGGUUCAGAUUACUAUAGAUGGACCACAACAUUAUAAAAAUAAAUCUGUUGCGGUUUUUAAUGGCAUUUGGAAGGUGAUUCUUGAUCCAGUUCAGGCUGGUGGUCCAUAUAUUCUGACUGCUGUUCAAAACAAAAACAAGAUUGUACUUAUGGAUGUGCUGUUUGGAGAUGUUUGGUUAUGUGGUGGCCAGAGCAACAUGGCCUUUACACUUGGUCAGGUAUAUAAUGCCUCCGAGGAGUUAUCCUUGGCCGCGAAGUUCCCUAAUGUGAGGGUUUUCCAGGUGGCACUGAAUAACAGCAAUGUUGAGUUGAAUGACCUUUUAGGUGUGGAGGUUCCUUGGUCCCUUCCCACACCAGAAAUCCUUGGAGGAAAGGAUUUCAGUCACUUCUCAGCCGUGUGCUGGUUGUUCGGCCGCUACCUUUACGAGCACCUGAAGUAUCCGAUUGGGUUGGUGGAGUCUUGCUGGGGUGGGACGCCUAUAGAAGCAUGGUCCUCCCAUAGAGUGCUUCACAACUGCGACCUCGAGAAACCUGCCAGUGCACAUUGGAACAGUACAGUGUUAUGGAAUGCCAUGAUUCACCCUCUUGUCAACAUGACCAUUAAAGGAGCGAUAUGGUACCAAGGUGAAGCCAAUGCAGAAUAUGACCAGGACAAGUACUCGUGCCUUUUCCCAGCCAUGAUUGAUGACUGGAGGAUGGCAUUCCAUAUAGGCUCAAAGGGACAGACUCCAAAAGACUUUCCACUUGGAUUUGUACAGUUGUCUACCUACAAAAAGAACGUACAAGACGGUUUUCCAGAAAUUCGUUGGCACCAGACAGACGACUAUGGUUUUGUUCCAAAUAAGGUCAUGAAAAAAACAUUUAUGGCUGUUGCUAUGGACUUGCCAGAUGAGACUUCACCUUGGGGCAGCAUCCACCCACAGGAUAAACAGGAUGUAGCAUUCAGGCUGGUGCUGGGUGCACGAGCUGUAGCCUAUGAGGAAAAUGGGGUCUCCUUCGAGGGUCCAUUUCCCAUGUCUGUUCGGUUUAAAAACACCACCAUAAAAAUCAUUUACAAUCAAAAUCUCACAGCCACGCUUUCCAAAAACAUUUUUGAGAUCUGCUGCUCUAUAAAAACUAAACCAUGUCAAUUAGGUUCCCUGUGGAUUCCGGCACCAAUGAAGAAAAAAGGAAUGGAUUAUGUGCUGGUGUCCCUCCCAGAGUGUCCCCUUAAUAGUGUACCAGCAGCUUUGCGUUACGCAUGGAGUGACUGGCCGUGUGCUUAUAAAGCAUGUCCCAUCUACAGCAAAGAUGGAGUGUUACCUGCACCAUUAUUCAUCGCAAAUCUGACAGCAGCAAAAAUAUCACCUGUACGUUCAUUAUGUGGAGAAAAUGAUGUAUGUUUAACAUAUGAUGAGCAAGAUGUACUUUAAACACAAGGUGGCAUCAGUCUGAAAAAUUUAAUGCUUUGGAAAUUACUCUGGAAUAGAUGGAGAAUGUAGACGGAAAUUGUGUUUAUGUUCCUAAAAAAUAAUAAGAUGGCACUUUUAUUUUUAUAUUGUUAUAUAUAUGAGAACACGUGCAUUAAAAUAAAUGUCUAAUAGUCCAAUAUAACAGUGUGAAAAUUAAAAACCACAAAUAAAUCUGUUUAAUUCACA